UUUACUGCAGCAUUUUUUAAUUCUAAACUUCUGUAUAUGGCACGUGUGACAGCAUUGAAAAAAAUAACCUGUGUGAGCAACCUGAUAUCCUUAAGGACUGUGAGCACUCAGAAGACGACAUGUCCACUAUUCUUUGUCCAUCCCAGUCGAGGACUGGUGGACGAGAAGUUUCGGAUCGUUGUAACAAAUUUACUGCCAAGUCAAAAGGUGACACUACACUCUCUACUUCAAACAGAGGAUAAGAAUUUCUGGGAGGCGUUUGGACACUACGUCAGUGAUGAACACGGAACAGUUACAGGGACCACAGAUGAAAGUUUGGGAGGCACUUAUGAAGGAAGAGAGCCAAUGGGGUUGCUGUGGAGCAUGAGACCCGCACCAGGAAGUCCAAAAGGACUCAGAAUACGCAAGAGGGAUGUUCUUACACCAAUGGUAGUUCAAAUUUCAGUAUACAGUGGGCAUCUAUCUGAAGGCUUCAGCGAGGAACCACCCCUGGCAACAAGUGUCAUAGAGCGCUGGCAUGUAGCACCAGGUGUGAAAAGGAUAAACAUCAGGGAGGAAGAAGUACGAGGAACACUUUUCCUACCUCCAGGCCCUGGGCCGUUCCCAGGAGUGCUGGAUCUGUGGGGAGCAGGUGGUGGUUUGGUCGAAUAUCGCUCUGCCCUGCUUGCAUCUCAUGGCUUUGCAUCUAUGGCACUUGAUUACUUCGCUCCAAAAGGGCUGAGAAUGCAAGAUGUUGAUAUUGCUUACUUUGAGAAAGCAUACCAGAUCCUGAAGAAUCAUCCAUUGGUACAGACGGAUCAACUAGCUGUCCUUGGGCUGUCUUUUGGAAGUAUAGUCACACUCAGUAUUGUGGCCUACUCCAAUGUCAUCAAGCCCCAGUGUUGUGUGGCUAUUAAUGGAAGUCACCUGAUUCCUUUCGACCAAAACCUCUUUGAACUCAUUCAGAAUAUGAAGAAGAAUUUAGAUAAACUACGUGUGAUAGAGGAAAACAAGGUAAUUCACAGAGAUGUUAUCCUAACCACUCUCCCAGACCCACCACCCAAAGUAGAUGUUGGGAGAAUAAAGUGUCCACUUCUGUUGGUGACUGCUGGCGAUGAUCAUGCUUUUCCUGCAGUUGAAUCUGCUGAAGAUAUGGAGAUGAUGAUGGAGAAUGCAGGAAGUCGCCACUUGUUGGAAGUCCUGACAUAUCCCGGGGCUGGUCAUCUUAUUGAACCACCAUAUUCACCUCACUUUCGUGCAACUAACUUCAACUUUUAUUUGACAAACCAGAAAGUUGUCGUUCUAUGGGGUGGACAAACCCAAUCACAUGCCUACGCACAAGAGGACUCAUGGAAUAAGAUAUUGGCAUUUCUGCGGGAGCACCUCUGCUUCAAUGAAACACUGCAUUAUAGAAAAAACAUCUAAAUGUGUCAUUUCAGCUAAAUAACAUGUAACAGUUUUAAAUCGUUUUUAAAUUG
Pimephales promelas (fathead minnow) is the source of this 1457-nucleotide messenger RNA. RefSeq names its product peroxisomal succinyl-coenzyme A thioesterase-like. The record is from RefSeq and is a predicted model, not a curated record. Gene Ontology annotation, molecular function: fatty acyl-CoA hydrolase activity. Lineage: Eukaryota; Metazoa; Chordata; Actinopteri; Cypriniformes; Leuciscidae. Gene Ontology annotation, biological process: acyl-CoA metabolic process; fatty acid metabolic process.